UAGAAACCACAUCUCAGUAGGGGAGGGAGACUGGGCUGUCUGGGGCUGGAACCGCGAAGCUGCUCUGGCUCUGCAGCUGCCCGGGGUGUUCCAAAUAACCCCAUGUAAAUCUUUGGAGAAUGCUGUAGGCUGUUGAAGUUGUUGUAAGAAAUCUUCCUGGAAACAACAUUUUGCCAUUUCAUUCAAUGCCUAACAUUGUAGACACAGAAAGAUCAAAUGAUUCUGGAAACAGUGACCUUAAUAAGCCUGAAAGAAAGUCUCCAGAGCAGAAUUUGAAAGUUGCCGUCAAAUCCUUCUGCUCCCCGGAUGCCGCAACAGCACCAUUGGGUUCUGGUGGAGAUGGUCGCUAUCCGUGGAGUUGUCCAGUGACUCAUACUCGGGAAAAAAUCUAUGCCAUCUGCUCAGACUAUGCCUUUCUCAACCAGGCAACCUCAAGCUAUAAAACUCCAAAUUCUACUCUUUCUUCUUGCCUUGCCAAUAGCACUUCUGUAACUGUUGGAAAUAAUUCAGCCAGAUAUGUUGGUAUCCCAACUAGUUCCUCAGAGAUCAUCUACAAUGAAGAUAGUAACUUGGAAAGUUUAUCUAAUAGUUUUGGCAAGCUGCCACUUGCCUGGGAAAUCGAUAAGUCUGAAUUUAAUGGAGUGACUGCAAACUUGAAAAAUAAAUCAGGCAAUGUGAAGAAACAAGUUUCCAAAAAAAAGACUUCAGAAAAAAAGGGAAAACAUAACAAGGAGUGUCCUCAGUAUUCUACUCUUGAAGAUAUUAAACAGCGGAAAGUAUUAGACCUCAGGCGAUGGUACUGUAUCAGUCGACCUCAGUAUAAGACCUCCUGUGGUAUCUCCUCAUUGAUAUCUUGUUGGAAUUUCUUGUAUAGCACAAUGGGAGCUGGAAACCUUCCACCUGUUACUCAAGAAGAGGCUUUACACAUUUUGGGCUUUCAACCCCCAUUUGAAGAUAUUCGGUUUGGUCCUUUUACUGGAAAUACCACAUUAAUGAGAUGGUUUAGACAAAUUAAUGACCACUUCCAUGUAAAAGGCUGUUCUUAUGUUCUCUAUAAACCUCAUGGAAAGAAUAAAACAGCAGGAGAAACUGAACUCCUAGUAGAAGGGAGCAUGGUACAAUCUUUGUGGAAGGAGAUCCUCACUAAUAGAUCUUGGAAGUAUUGGAGGGAGUAUGUGAUGCUCCAUAUCAUUUCUACUUUGAUGAACUGUCAUGGAGGUCAGGUGACCCUGUGUCUCAAAGACUAUGCCAACCAAGUUAAAGCUCCAGCAGGUGCUACAAAGUUGGAAAGACUGACUAUAGGACUGGUGAUGGACUGUAUGUCAUUAAUCCCAGGAUCUGCUUCAGGGGCAUUAUCAAAAUUAACACAUGGACUGAAAGAUGAAUCACUGGCUUACAUUUACCAUUGUCAGAAUCAUUACUUUUGUCCAAUUGGAUUUGAAGCAACACCAAUUAAAGCCAAUAAAGCAUACAGCAGGAGUCAUUUGUUGCAGCAAGAAGUAGAAUAUUGGAUCUUAAUUGGAGAGCCAAGUAGAAAACAUCCUACCAUUCACUGUAAAAAAUGGGCAGACAUUGUUGUUGACCUUAACACUCAAAAUCCAGAAUACCUCGAUAUUCGACACCUAGAAAGGGGACUACAGUAUAGAAAAACAAAGAAGGUAGGGGGGAAUCUACAUUGCAUCAUAGCCUUUCAGAGACUUAAUUGGCAAAGAUUUGGCCUUUGGAACUUCCCAUUUGGAAAUAUCCGACAAGAAACACAACCUCCAGCACAUACACUUGCCAAAUCUGAGAGUGAAGACAACAUCUCUAAGAAGUGUCAUGGGCGUCUGGGCCGAUCUUUGAGUGCUAGUUUUCAUCAGGAGUCAGCGUGGAAAAAGAUGUCUAGUAUUAAUGAAAGAAGAAAUAGUGCCUAUUUGGGUUAUAGUGAUUAUGAUGGAAAUGAUUAAAUGGGUGGGUACUGCACAGUGUGUAUGAAAACCUGGAGUAGGACAUGCAGUAGUAGGGAGUUUUACUAAGCUUGUGUUAUAUAUGAAUAGAUCUCAUCAUGUGGGAUAAAACACGGUCUUGUAGUUUCUCAUUACCUAAGCUUGUAUAUGAUUCUGAUGGGUAAUCUCAGAUAUGUGAACAGAUAAGCACAGAGUAUUGAUCUUGUAAAAUUAAGGAAAAUAAGCAAUCAAAAUUGGAAAGCAAUUUCUUUUUUAAAACCAAAAUCAAACUGUGAUUACUUUCUAAACAUGUUGAAGAUAAAGUAUGUUUAACAGAAUCAAGAUAUGAACUACUUAACCAAGCAUGAAAUUUUAAAAUAACUUUUCUCAGAUGAACGUGGAAGAUUAUUCUGCAUUUAAGAUUAAAAUGUAGGUCUUCAUCAUCCCUUUUAAAAAGGGUAACUGAUACAGCUACCAAUUAUUAAUUUCAGCUAAGGUAUAUAAUGAUAAAGGGUCAUCUGAAAUUGUCCACUGUGCUUUGGUAGCUCUCUAUACAAUUAUCAGUACCACUACACUUGACUUUUUGCUUGUUGACCUUUAUCAGAAAUCUCAAACAUUUGCGAACUGAGUAUACCAUCUACUGGUUGUAGGUAAUUUAGUUCAUUGACUCAAUAUACUCUUGCUUUUUUUGACCUGGUAAAUUUCUGUAAAACAUAGAUUAGAAAUCUGGGUCCUAUUUGUAAUCUGUGGAGCUUAUAGGUUUUUAAAUUUAAUUUGGGGGAGGGAUGGGUUAGGUGUCUGGACCUUCAAACUACUACAUAGUGAUAUGGAAUGGGAUCUCCUAGGACCUGAUUAGUCCCACUAUAGGAUGGAGGCAUAAGUUAAUAUAAACAUUAAGGAAUCUUUAAGCCACUGAGUACAAUCAGGCUGAUGCUUUAAUUGUCUGUCUGAUUCAGUCUUACUGUAAGAUCCAUGAAUCUACUGCUGAAUCCCUAAAUCCUAUCCACAUAAUCAGUUGAUACAUAAAGCAAGUGUUAAAGACAAAACAAAACAAAACACCCAACAAAACCUGAAGGGUGGAUUUCACAUGUUGAACUCUACUCUCACUGUGGAAAUUCUGAACCCUACUCUCAUUGCUGCCAAUUUGUGAAUUAUAGAAGCUGGGGUUUUCUUGCUCUUCUUUCCUUUCAAGGGUCUUUUGGGGGUAUUCAAACAAAUACCUUCAUUAUUGCAAAGUAGUGAGACUUUGGCAGUUCCUCUGAAAUAUACCUCUAGUAAAAGGUGGUUCCUAGUUUUUUUUUAAUUCCAUAUCGAUUAUCCACUUGAAUAAUCUACUAAUGAGAACAUGGUAAUAGGAUGCUCUUUUUUUUGUUUUCCUAAAGGGAACACUAAACCUAUGUUUAAAUAAAAGGGGUUAGGAUUUGUAGGUUGCUGACUUUGUUAACUAAUACUGGAACUUUUAGAAAAUUUGUUCUUUAAAUAAAGUUUUUUUUUAACUUUUA
Molecule: messenger RNA, 3427 nt
Organism: Phascolarctos cinereus (koala)
Lineage: Eukaryota; Metazoa; Chordata; Mammalia; Diprotodontia; Phascolarctidae
Source: RefSeq, a predicted model, not a curated record